Messenger RNA from Trematosphaeria pertusa, 1131 nucleotides. RefSeq lists its product as uncharacterized. The transcript is spliced from 3 exons. The coding region runs from base 1 to 975 and encodes 324 amino acids. The record is from RefSeq and is a predicted model, not a curated record. Lineage: Eukaryota; Fungi; Ascomycota; Dothideomycetes; Pleosporales; Trematosphaeriaceae.
AUGGCAGCGACGGCGCUGGAGGGAUAUGAGGAAGGCGCGGCCGCGUCAUUCAGAGGUGCUGCCUGCCUCCCUCUCGCCCUCCACCCUCCCCCGCUAAGACACAUAUUCCUCUCUCGCCGUCCUCCAACUCCCCAUCACGGGUCCAAAAGCGUGGGGUGCAGCAUUGCAGGCUUUCCAGCGGUCCUCCUCCAUCUCGCCCUCACAAGCGCUACACGCCCUCUCAUUGGCCAUGCUUGGAUACGCGCAGCACAGUCAUACAUCAUCAUCCGCCAUCAUCGUGCCCCUGGACCCCGGCCGCUGCGACCCGCGAAUGGGGAACUACGAGAUGGCGGCGCCGCCUAUCGUCCGCCAUCCCGUCGCCGUUACACCGAUUUCGCAUUCCUUCUUCCUUUCUUUCCGUCCGGUCGACUUCGCGACGAUCAACGGCAACCCCGUCGCCGCUUGGGGACGGGGAUUCUUGGAAGACAGUCAAUUAUCGCGGUGCGACAUAUUUGUCAAGAUCGCGAUCAGGGACACCAGCGGGCCUUUGCGCGCUGUUGGACAGGAUGGAACGCGAGGCCUGCCUUGCCAUCGCAUGGCGGAGCAGCAGAGGACUCAGAGCCUGAGAGGGCUCCAGCUCGCAAGCCAUCGUGUCGAGCCCGACGACCGGAAAGACGACCGACCGUUGUGCCUACGUGCUGGGAGCGGAGCCGGGGACCAGUAGCAUCGCAUGUGAGCGCUCAGCGAUUGUGCUGCACUCUGCACGAUGUUCCUGAGUGGAUCUCAAUGCCCGCCAAUUCCAGCCGGCACCGUUCGAGCGGAGCAGCUUCAGCUGGACAGCGGGCGCCGGCACGCCAGUGCGCAGUUCAAGCUCUUCGGCGCGUGUUCCGGAUCGGAAAGGCUGCCGCUGCCACAAACACGAGCUUUCCGCAGACCCCAGUACUAUUUUCUACGCUCCCGUGUUUGCGCAGUCCGAUUCACCAUGCGCUGCCUUGAGCCUGCUGAACCACAACGCCUGGAACUCUGAGUAUUGCCCUUCACCGGACGCCAGGCAAAUCGGCCACGGCCUUCAUGUGAGAAGAAGGCAAAGCGAAGUAUACGAGUGCAAUUGGUGGUGUCCGAAAAUAAUAUUCUCGAUACUCACUACUCGAG